GCUGUUCUCUGCUCUUUGUAGCCAUGGAGACCAUGGAGGUGUAUGAGGAGACUGAUCGGAGGAUGACAGAGGAGGUGGAGAGCUGCUACACCCUCAUGGAGGUCACCUCUCCCAAGAAGAGGAAGAAGAACAAGGCUCAGCAGGGAGAGAUCAUGGAGAAACCCAAAAAACCCAGGUAGUCUACUCUACCUACUACACAUUUACAUUUACAUUUUAGUCAUUUAGCAGAUGCUCUUAUCCAGAGGGACUUACAGUUAGUGAGUGCAUACACCAAACAAUCAAACACCAACACCUCCUAUCAAUGCAGAUGGGUCAUUCUUGAAUUACGGUGGCAUUUGGGCAAAACGUCAUUUUUCUAGAUUUAAUUGUUUAUUUAAAUAUAUUUGGGUACAUCUUCCCAUUCUAAAUCAACUAAUAUGUUAUCUUAAAGGCCCAGUGCAGUCAAAAACGUGAUUUUCCUGUUUUAUAUUUAUUUCCACACCAUGAGGUUGAAAUAAUACUGUGAAAUGUUCAAAAUGAUGAUAAUGUCCUUUAGUGUAAGUCGGAGAUGUUUGAAAAAGACUGCCUGAACUUUCAGCCUGUUUUGGUGGGAUGGAAUAUUGUCCUGCCUGGUGACAUCACGAGGCGGUACAUUUGUUAAUAGACCAAUAAGAAAGAGAGUUAGAAACCUCUCUGCCAAUAACAGUUAGUUUUCAGUUUUCCCCUUCCCACUCAGACAACUCCCAGACAGUCCCAGCAAAAUUCUUGAUUGAGAAAUUGCUCUUUGCUAAGAAGUAAUAUAUACAGUGCUAUGAAAAAGUAUUUGCUCCCUUUUUAAAUUUUCUCUACUUUUGUAUAUUUGUGAUACUGAAUGUUAUCAGAUCUUCAACCAAAACCUAAUAUUAGAUAAAGGGAACAUAAGUGAACAAAUAACACAACAAUUACAUAUUUAUUUCAUAAACAAAGUUAUGCAACACCCAAUUCCCCUGUGUGAAAAAGUAAUUGCCCCCUUACACUCAAUAACUGGUUGUGCCACCUUUAGCUGCAAUGACUCCAACCAAAUGCUUCCUGUAGUUGUUGAUCAGUCUCUCACGUCGCUGUGGAGGAAUUUUGGCCCACUCUUCCAUGCAGAACUGCUUUAACUCAGUGACGUGUGGGUUUUUAAGCAUGAACUGCUCGUUUCAAGUCCUGCCACAACAUCUCAAUUGGGAUUAGGUCUGGACUUUGACUAGGCCAUUCCAAAACUUCCAAUUUGUUGCUUUUUAGCAAUUUUCAUGUAGACUUGAUUGUGUGUUUUGGAUCAUUGUCUUGCUGCAUGACCCAGCUGCGCUUCAGCUUCAGCUCACAGACGGAUGGUCUGACAUUCUCCUGUAGAAGGCAAGUCGUCCAGGUCCUGAGGCAGCAAAGCAUCCCCAAACCAUCACACCACCACCACCAUGCUUGACCUUUGGUAUGAUGUUCUUACUGUGGAAUGCAGAGUUUGGUUUUCGCCAGGCAUAAUGGGACCAUGUCGUCCAAAAAGUUAUACUUUUUAAUCAUCUGUCCAUAGAACGUUCUUCCAAGAGUCUUGAUGAUCAUCCAGGUGCUUUUUGGCAAACUUGAGUCAACCUUUUGGACGAGAUGGGUCCCAUUAUGCCUGGCGAAAACCAAACACUGCAUUCCACAGUAAGAACAUCAUACCAAAGGUAAAGCAUGGUGGUGGUGGUGUGAUGGUUUGGGGAUGCUUUGCUGCCUCAGGACCUGGACGACUUGCCUUAAUAGAAGGAACCAUGAAUGCUGCUCUGUAUCAGAGAAUUCUACAGGAGAAUGUUAGACCAUCCAUCUGUGAGCUGAAGCUGAAGCGCAGCUGGGUCAUGCAGCAAGACAAUGAUCCAAAACACACAAUCAAGUCUACAUGAAAAUUGCUAAAAAGCAACAAAUUGGAAGUUUUGGAAUGGCCUAGUCAAAGUCCAGACCUAAUCCCAAUUGAGAUGUUGUGGCAGGACUUGAAACGAGCAGUUCAUGCUAGAAAACCCACACGUCACUGAGUUAAAGCAGUUCUGCAUGGAAGAGUGGGCCAAAAUUCCUCCACAGCGAUGUGAGAGACUGAUCAACAACUACAGGAAGCAUUUGGUUGGAGUCAUUGCAGCUAAAGGUGGCACAACCAGUUAUUGAGUGUAAUAAUAAUAAUAUGCCAUUUAGCAGACGCUUUUAUCCAAAGCGACUUACAGUCAUGUGUGCAUACAUUUUUACGUAUGGGUGGUCCCGAGGAUCGAACCCACUACCCUGGCGUUACAAGCGCCAUGCUCUCCCAAUUAAGCUACAGAGGACCACAGUGUAAGGGGGCAAUUACUUUUUCAUACAGGGGAGUUGCAUAACUUUGUUUAUGAAAUAAAUAUGUAAUUGUUGUGUUAUUUGUUCACUUAUGUUCUCUUUAUCUAAUAUUAGGUUUUGGUUGAAGAUGUGAUAACAUUCAGUAUCAUGAAUAUGCAAAAGUAGAGAAAAUUAGAAAGGGGGCAAAUACUUUUUCAUAGCACUGUAUACACUACCAGUCAAAAGUUUGCACACAGCUACUCAUUCAAGGGUUUUUCUUUAUUUGUACUAUUUUUUAUAUUGUAGAAUAAAAGUGAAGACAUCAAAACUAUGAAAUAACACAUAUGGAAUAAUUUAGUAACCACAAAAGUGUUAAACAAAUCAAAAUAUAUGUUAUAUUUGAGAUUCUUCAAAUAGCCACCCUUUGCCUUGAUGACAGCUUUGCACACUCUUGGCAUUCUCUCAACCAGCUUCAUGAGGUAGUCACCUGGAAUGCAUUUCAAUUAACAGGUGUGCCUUCUUAAAAGUUAAUUUGUGGAAUGUCUUUCCUUCUUAAUGCGUUUGAGCCAAUCAGUUGGGUUGUGACAAGGUAAGGGGGGUAUACAGAAGAUAGCCCUAUUUGGUAAAAGACCACAGUGAAGGUCAGUCAAUACGGUACAUUUCAAGAACUUGUAAAGUUUCUUCAAGUGCAGUCACAAAAACCAUCAAGCGCUAUGAUGAAACUGGCUCUCAUGAGGACCGCCACAGGAAUGGAAGACCCAGAGUUACCUCUGCUGCAGAGGAUAAGUUCAUUAGAGUUACUAGCCUCAGAAAUUGCGGCUCAAAUAAAUUCAAGUCACAGACACAUCUCAACAUCAACUGUUCAGAGGGGACUGUGUGAAUCAGGCCUUCAUGGUCGAAUUGCUGCAAAUAAACCACUACUAAAGGACACCAAUAAGAAGAAAAUACCUGCUUGGGCCAAGAAACACGAGCAAUGGACAUUAGACCGGUGGAAAUGUGUCCUUUGGUCUGGAAUCCAAAUUGGAGAUUUUGUUUCCAACCGCCGUGUCUUUGUGAGACGCAGUGUGGGUGAACGGAUGAUCUCCACACGUGUAGUUCCCACCGUAAAGCGUGGAGGAGGAGGUGUUAUGGUGUGGGGGUGCUUUGCUGGUGACACUGUCUGUGAUUUAUUUAGAAUUCAAGGCACACUUAACCACGAUGGCUACCACAGCAUUCUGCAGCGAUACGCCAUCCCAUCUGGUUUGGGCUUAGUGGGACUAUAAUUUGUUUUUCAACAGGACAAUGACCCAACACACCUCCAGGCUGUGUAAGGGCUAAUUUACCAAGAAGGAGAGUGAUGGAGUGCUGCAUCAGAUGACCUGGCCUCCACAAUCCCCCGACCUCAACCCAAUUGAGAUGGUUUGGGAUGAGUCGAACCGCAGAGUGAAGGAAAAGCAGCCAACAAGUGCUCAGCAUAUGUGGGAAGUCCUUCAAAACUGUUGGGAAGGCAUUCCACCAAUGACACAUUUUAGGUAAAGGAGGAUUUUCUGAAAUGGAGGCCACAAAUGCUCAAAUCUAAAGUCAUCAAACCUUUAAAAAGAAUUUACUAAAGUGAUAUGAUUAAGCAUUUUGCUCACAAGGUUAUUUCCAUUCAUUUAAAUUGACUAACACCAAGUGACACUUUAGAUUUAGACACACCACAUGAUCAAUGGAAUCCUCCGAUCAAUGGAAUCCUUUCGACAUACUAAAAGGGUGUGAUUAGCUAAUCAUUUUAUUUAAUAUGGACCCCGAAAACAGUUUUCCACUGUUGAGAAUGCUCAAGGUCCUUGAAUAUCUUUGUAAUCAGUGAUGACAUAAAACUGAGGGACACACAUUAUACUAGUAAAAAAUAGCGUUCUUUGUUUUUAUUGAUAUAUACAAUAUAUUAAAUACAUUUAUUCACUGUCUAGCAUUCAAAAUAAUAGAUAUUUUGGCCAUGUAAUGUGUGUGGACACCUCAUUGGAAAAUCAUGGGCAUUAAUAUGGAGUUGGUCCCUCACUUUGCUGCUAUAACUGCCUCCACUCUUCUAGGAAGGUUUCCACUAGAUGUUGGAACAUUGCUGUGGGGACUUGCUUCCAUUCAGCCAUGAGUAUUCGUGAGGUCGGGCACUGAUGUUGGGUGAUUAGGCCUGGCACGCAGUCGGCGUUCCAAUUCAUCCCAAAGGUGUUCCAUGGGGUUGACGUCAGGGCUCUGUGCAGGCCAUUCAAGUUCUUCUACACCGAUCUCGACAAACCAUUUCUGUAUGGACCUCGCAUUGUGCACGGGGGCAUUGUCAUGCUGAAACAGGAAAGGGCCUUCCCCAAACUGUUGCCACAAAGUUGGAAGCACAGAAUCGUCUAAGAUUUCCCUUCACUGUAGCUAAGGGGCCUAGCCCGAACCAUGAAAAACAGCCCCAGACCAUUAUUCCUCCUCCACCAAACUUUACAGUUGGCACUAUGCAUUGGGGCAGGUAGUGUUCUCCUGGCAUCCGCCAAACCCAAAUUCAUCCGUUGGACUGCCAGAUGGUGAAGCGUGAUUCAUCACUCCAGAGAACGUGUUUCCACUGCUCCAGAGUCCAUUGGCGGCGAGUUUUACACCACUCCAGCCGACGCUUGGCAUUGCGCAUGGUGAUCUUAGGCUUGUGUGCGGCUGCUCGGCUAUGGAAACCCAUUUCAUGAGGUUCCCUAUGAACAUUUUGGAACUCGGUAGUGAGUGUUGCAACCGAGGCCAGAUGAUUUUAAAGUGCUAUGCACUUCAGCAGUCCCAUUCACACCUGUCAGCAAUGGGUGUGGCUGAAAUAGCCAAAGUCACUAAUUUGAAGUGAUGUACACAUACUUUUGGCCAUGUAGUAUAUCUCUAAAAAAUAGUCACCAAGCCAAUUUGCCCCUAGUAGUUUCUACAAUGCAUACAAAUAGAUAUGUUGCAGUAUAAAGGACUUACAUAUGUUUUCUUAUUAAAUAACAGUUAAAUAAAACAGAACAUGUAUUAUUUAUCAUGUGUUUGUCAUUGUUAAGUGUUUUUACAUGGUGCCAAAGUCAAGUGACAGCAUUUACCACAGCAAUUCAAGAAUGACCCAGAUGAUAAACUCACUAUUUUCACACUGACUGAGUGCACUUGAUUUGGAUUGCCUGUGUAGGUGGAGCAAGCUAAAUCAAGUGACCCAAUCUUUGUGUUGAGUUGACUGCUGUAUGAGUCAAGAUUACAUUUAUUUAUCACGUUUUGAUCUCUCACUUCCAGAUCAGCCUACCUGCUGUACUACUUUGACGUGCACCAGACCAUGCAGCAGGAGUUCCCCAACCUGCCCCAGUCUGAGAUCAACAAGCGCAUCAGUGUGAGCUGGAAGAGGCUCAACGUGGCAGACAAGGGCUACUACCUGGAGAAGGCCAAGCUGGAGAAGGAAGGGACAGACAUGGUACGGUUACCUACUAUUUCCACCAGUGUGUCUGGUAUCUACGAUCGUGUGGUCAGGAAAAACUCCUAGCCUUAGUCAUAAUGAUAACACUACUCCUUCUCUCUGUAUCCUCCGUAGUCAUCUAUGGGCCCUUCCCAGGAGCUCCCAGGCUUCCGUAGGAUCCUCCCCAGGUCCAACUACGUCCUCCUGCCCAAGGGGACCAUGACAGACAACAGGACAGGGUCCCAGCUGGAGGUGUGUAUGGAGGGUCUGGACUCUCCCGUGGGGGAAGGAGUGAUGCCCUCCCUGUCCCUUGGUACCCCCCAGUACCCUCCCCUUGUGCUGGGCUGCGAGGUGGAGCUGUCGGAGCAGUGCAUCGCCAUCGAUGGCCUGACAGACGAGGAGGCUGUGACCCUGACACACUCCGGGGCCCUGCAGGGGGUCCUCUCCUCAUCGUAUCACUCCUCUUCCUCUGCAUCCCACGACUCCCACAAUGCACCUCACCUGGCGGCAGCCGGUCUGCUGCACAAGGAGGAGGAGCCGAGGAUGGUGGGCGGGGGCUAUAGUGUCAUUGGAAUGGCGACUGACGGGGGACGUGUGGGCGGGACGGUGGUGCAGCACGUGAAAACAGAGCUGGUCACCAUCAUACCCAAUCAGGUUAGUUAGCAACGACACAGGAGUUGGCUUACCUUCCUGCUGAUCAUUCAACAGUCUAGGGUUACUAUUCAUUUGCCUUGUCCGUUUGUUCAAUGCAGUAAUGGUAGAUAAAACUAUUGUGUUUCCCCAGGAUCUGAUGGAGCACAGGACGUUGCCAGGCGCCAGCUCUGUAGCCUCUGUUGUCAUGGUACCUGUAGGAGCCAGAGUGGUACGGGACACUAAACCCUCAUACAAACUGGUAAAACUACUCAGACUGAUUUGUCUUCCACUGCAUCAAUUUACCGUUAUCCAAUUUUCUUUGAUUAGAUCAUCAAGCAAUAUAUUACAAAAUGUAUUAAAUUCCUGUGUCAUUUUACCAGUCAGACAUUCUAGCAGAUUCUUACUAAAACAUCUUUGUUUCUGUCUCCAGUCGAAAAAGUACACCAGAAGAGGCCGGGGCAGCUGUCAGACAGCGGGCUGUUCCUUCGUCUACGUGACCCGUCACAAACCCCCCUUCUGCCCUGACUGUGGCAACCACCUGGGGGGCAAGUGGGUGCCCGCUGUAAGUCUACACAUUCCCUGGCUUAAAAGUCUGUUCCAUCAUAAUAUGAAUGUUGAAGUAAAGAUGACAUUUUAUUGGUAGGAAAAUAAUGAGUGUUCACUUAAACAGUUCCGAGGUAUGACAAACUUUCCACGUUUUACAUCUCAGGCGAAGAAGUCUUCAGUGAAAGGUGCUGCUCCUUCAUCCAAGACUUCUCCCCAGAAACCACCAACCAACCCUGGGGACACCCAUGAGACUAGUGUGCCUCCCUCUGAUGAUCAGAACAGUAAGGUGUCUGGAGGGCGGAAGGGAGGGAGAGGACCGCGGGAGUCUAGAGGACAAGCGCAGCAGCGUGCAGUUACAUCAGAACCACCACUAGAGGGAGGCAGAGCCAACAGCCAGGGACUCAUACAGCCUGCUCCAGCAGGGUCAGGGACACAGACAACUACUAUGAUGUGAGCAUAUAGUUCUUUAAUUUAGCCCAUAUUUUAUGGUUUAUCAUUUAAUGGUCACAUUGAGAAUCCAUUUUUCAAACAAGCCUUGUGAGAGUAUUUCUCUUAGUGGGCUUCAUGUUUUGAUUGGUUUAAGAGAAAGUUCUUUAAGUUUCAGUUGUUCUGUCUUUGAGCAGAGCUUUGGUUGGAACACCUGUCACUGGUGCCAGGAUCAAAGUUCAGGAAAGGAGCAGUGUGAUUGGUCAAAAGCGACCUGUGAGAGCCAUCCUCCCUGCCCCAUUCAACACAGGUGGGCACUGCUGUGGACAGAUACAACAACCCUAAGAUGAAUGCUGUCUGGGGUGUAAACACACAUGCCUGAAACCUUGUUUCUGUUUGUCUGAAACUAGGCCGGGCCUUAGUCCAGUGGAUUACUGUCCCUCCUCAUAAAGGCAAUGUUGAGAAGACCAACAGCAGCAAAGCAACCACAGGUAGGAUAUACACAGCCACAUGUACCUAUAUAAUAUAGAAAUAUGUUUUAAUGGUAAAAUGGUUGUAUUUUAUCAUGGUUAGCCAAGGUAAAGGUACUCAUGUUCAAAGUGGUUACUUUGAUCUAAGGGAAGUGACACUAGUUGUUUCUGAGGUAACUGAAAGUGUUUGAUGUGGUGAUUCGGUUUGGACCACAGAGCUCAGUGAGAAGAUGGCAGGUUUGAAGCCUAACACUCUGAAACAGCUCGGCCAGAUCGUGACAACAACGCCUCUGGAACAGGUACACACACACACACACUCCUGAAACAUGCUGAUUAAGUGUUUGUCUUCAGGUUUCUCAGUGUUGUUUUGUCCCAUAGACUCCCCCUACUCCUGUGGACAGAAGCCAGUACAUUGUGACUGAUAAAGUAGGGAAGAUUCUCUCAGUGGUUCCUCUCAAACAGAACUCUACCGCCACACUGGUUAGUGGGACCCUUUUAACUACAUUCUGGGGAUAAUAGGCCAUCCUCACACGUCCUCUAGCAGGCUGUGUGCUCUGUAUUACUCCCACUCCUACUGUAUGUCCUGCGUCCUCUUUUUGACUGUCUGUCUGUAUGUCAGGACCUGGGUCUGUCUACGGCGCGGGGCAGGGGUCGCUGUAAGAACCCGUCAUGUGGCUAUGUCUAUAAGAACAGACACAAGCCUCCUGAGUGCCCCUGCUGUGGCUGGGAGCUGUCCAGAAAGAACGCCAAGGGCUCCAAGCUACAGGUCAGUCCCGAGAGAAUCCCACUAUGGGUGCAUCUGAAAUGGCACCCUAUAGGGCUCUGGUCAAAAGUAGUGCACUUUAUAGGGAAUAGGUUGCCAUUUAGGAUGCAGUUUAUGUUUAGGUGUUGUUGUAUUUCUCUCUGUGUCUGUCUGAAUUCUUCCUCAUCUCUCUGUUGUCAUCCUCCAACCCUCUGUCUGUUGUCAUCCUCAAACCCUCUGUCUGUUGUCAUCCUCCAACCCUCUGUCUGUUGUCAUCCUCCAACCCUCUGUCUGUUGUCAUCCUCCAACCCUCUGUCUGUUGUCAUCCUCCAACCCUCUGUCUGUUGUCAUCCUCCAACCCUCUGUCUGUUGUCAUCCUCCAACCCUCUGUCUGUUGUCAUCCUCCAACCCUCUGUCUGUUGUCAUCCUCCAACCCUUCUUUCUGUUGUCAUCCCUCCAACCCUCUGUCUUGGUCAAUCCCCCCAUCCUCCAACCCUCUGUCUGUUGUCAUCCUCCAAACCCGCUGUCUGUUGUCAUCCUCCACCCUCUGUCUGUUGGUCCAUCCUCCAACCCCUGUCUGUUUUUUUUUUCCCUCUUCCUUCAUUCUCUCUCUCUCUCUUCUCCUCUGUUUCUUCUGUUCCUCCGCUCUGUUUCUGUAUCGUCUCUCGGUUUUCUGUAUCUCUCAUCUCUGUUUCGUACUCUCUUUCUCUGUCUCUCGUCCCUCUCUCUCUCCCUCUCUGCUCUUCUCUCUGUCUCUCUCUCUCUCUCGUCUCUCUCUCUCUCUCUUCUCUCUCUCUCUCUCUCUCUCCUCUCUCGUCUCUCUCUCUCUCUCUCUCCUCUCUCUCUCUCUCUCUCUCUCCUCUCUCUCUCUCUCUCUCUCUCUCUCUCUCUCUCUCAGGGUGGUUCAGUAGCUCUGUUAGACCCGUACCGGACCCUGUCCCCAGCCCAGAGGGAGCUACAGCGCCAGUCCACCCUGCAGCUGCUGCGUCAGGCCCUGCAGAUCCCUGAAAGUGAGGCUGAGCUCCAUGACACCCUGGCCCUCAUCCAGGAGCUCAACUCCACCCAGGUGGUCCUCACCACCAACCAGGCUGGGAACCAGGUGUUAGGGGAAGGGGAGGACCAGGGAGGCCUGGGGGAGGUACAGGUUCAGUCAGGCUGGCCGCGGUUCUUUGAGUCUGCAGCCACACACUGUGCUCUGUGUCACUACCCGCUGUUCAAGGGAGGACAGAGGUGAGAAGAAGUUUUGUUUGCGUAGUUUUGAGUUUAUUAUGGCUCAGUGGUUGGACAUUUCUGGUGCUCAGGGGUUGGAUAUUUCUGGACAUUUUUUCAAAUUUCUGGUGUUUUGAACCAUAGUUUGGUUUCAGGAAAGGUCUCUCUAUAAUGUAUCUCUCUGGUGUUUUGUACCAUAGUUCUUUAGCAGGGCAGGAGGACUGCUGGCUGUUGACUGACUCUCUGAUCCAGACAGCCUCUCUCCAGCUGAAGGUGUGUCUCAACCCCCAGUGUAUGGCCCUGCACAGCUUCACCGACCUCCACCCAGGUCUGUUCAAUGUUGGCAACAGGUUGCUGGUGAGUCUGGACCUGUUCUUUAAGAUCCGGAGUCAGGUCAGACUGGGCCGGCAUCCUAACCAGACAGUCAGGACCAUCCUGGACAACAUCCACAUCCACCCUGGUAAGACUUCCUUGGAGCAAUAUACGGUUCAGAGGGUUUUCAACACUGAGUUCUUUUCAUGUCCACCGUUCUCUAACUUCAUCUAUUCUCUGUUUUCUUUCGCCUCUCUUCAUCCAACCCACUCUCUUUCUUUUUUCCUCAUCUUCCAUCCAUCUUCCCUCUUCUCCCCCUUCUCUCUCUCCCUCCCUCUCUCCCUCCAUCGAUCAGUCCACAAUCUGAGUCCUGAGGAGUUGGCCCAUGUCCAGGAGCUGCUGGUUAGUGGCUACUGGGCCUUUGAGUGUCUGACGGUGAGGGACUACAACGACAUGAUCUGUGGUGUGUGUGGCAUUGCCCCCAAGAUGGAGAUCGCCCAGCGGUACACACACAACGUGCUGGAGCUCAGGAAUGUGGAGGUGAGGGAGAAUGGGAGAGACUUAGACGGGAGGUCAAGGAGAGACUGAGGAGACGGGAGGUCAGGGGGGGACUGAGGAGACGGGAGGUCAGGGAGAGACUGAGGAGAAGGGAGGUCAAGGAGAGACUGAGGAGACGGGAGAGACUGAGGAGACGGGAGGUCAAGGAGAGACUGAGGAGACGGGAGGUCAGGGAGAGACUGAGGAGACGGGAGGUCAGGGAGAGACUGAGGAGACGGGAGGUCAGGGAGAGACUGAGGAGACGGGAGGUCAGGGAGAGACUGAGGAGACGGGAGGUCAAGGAGAGACUGAGGAGACGGGAGGUCAGGGAGAGACUGAGGAGACGGAGGUCAGGGAGAGACUGAGGAGACGGGAGGUCAGGGAGAGACUGAGGAGACGGGAGGUCAGGGAGAGACUGAGGAGACGGGAGGUCAAGGAGAGACUGAGGAGACGGGAGGUCAGGGAGAGACUGAGGAGACGGGAGGUCAGGGAGAGACUGAGGAGACGGGAGGUCAGGGAGAGACUGAGGAGACGGGAGGUCAGGGCGAGACUGAGGAGACGGGAGGUCAGGGAGAGACUGAGGAGACGGGAGGUCAGGGAGAGACUGAGGAGACGGGAGGUCAGGGCGAGACUAAAAAUUGAGACUUAAAGAUGAUUUUCUUUACUUCAUUUGUUUUAGCCUGCCUGAUCCCAGCACAGUCAAGCUGUCUGGUGUGUAUAUUGUUGAUACCUGUGUCUCCCUCUCCCUCCUGUAGUUUACGUGGCCAGACUUCGGGGCUCCAGACGAGGUGCAUGUGGAUGACUUCUGGCUGACCAUGGAGAGUGAGGCCAUCGAGCAGGCAGUGUUCCCCUGCAGCGUCCCCAUCACCCGGGUCGACGCCUCCAUCAUUGCCCCCUUCCUCCCCCCACUGAUGAGGAGCUCCACUGUCAUCAACACAGAGAAGGACAAGGCCCUGCUCCUCACACAGCACACAGGUUGGAAGUCACACUCUCUCAGGGCUGGGGAAUAGGUCAAUCACUGGAGAGAGAAACAUCAUACUCAAAUCUGGAAGUCUUUCAGAUAUUUCAUUGAUCAUUACAUGUUCAUACCCUGUUUAUCAAUCAUUUAAAAAAAAAGUGAGUAUAUAACAUUCUAGAGUGUGUGUGUGUUUUCCAGGUGACCCGUCAGUUCUGGUGCGUCUGAUCCACGAGGGCCAGCUCAGACCGGACCGUAUGGACGAGCACAGUGCAGAGGAGCUCAAAGCCAUACUGGACUGCUGUGGAGAGAUAACUGCACCUGAGAGCAACAAGGUAUAUACCAACCCUGUGUAUAUACCUUGUAUAUACCUGUGUCCGUGUAUGUAUAUUUCUGGUUUGAUUGUGUGUGUUUAGGAGAUUGAUACAUGUCUCUUCUCUCUUUCUGUCAGGAUGAGUUGCUGGUCUCUCUGAUCUCCCUGUGUACGUGUGUUCAGAACGGCCUCUCCACGGCCCCUCAGCCCCCUCCACACCUCACAGCAGGCAAGCUGUCCAAGAUCUGCCCCCAUCAGGUAACAGCACACAACUCACCAAUCAAUACAUCCAAUAUCAAUUAAUCAAUCAAUCAGUCAUCCACCAGAAUCCAUUCAACUAUUACUCAGUCAAUCAACCUGUCAAUUAAACAUUCAGUCUGUCAGUCUAUGAAAAAUGAUAGGGUAGCCAAUCAGGCCUCACACAAUAACAAAAUCUAUUGACCAAUAAACACAAGAGAAACAGAAAGAUGAUAAAGACUACUUUUCCCAUACUCCUCCAGGUGGUGUGUGGUUCUAAGUACCUGGUGAAGGGUGAGACGGCGCGGGACCACGUGGACCUGCUGGUGUCCUCCCGGUACUGGCCUCCCGUCUACGUUACCGACUCUGCCCGCCAGGUGGCGCUGUGUACAGACGUGCAGUACCCUGAGCUGGCCUCCACCAUGUGGGGCAGGAACCAGGGCUGCUUCUCUGACCCAAUGGACAAACCAGAGGUAGGCCCUCACACUGGGCAUGGAAAGGACUUAGUUAUUGACAUCUGAUUAUUGGACUAGGAGGGAAACUGAGGUCAAAUCAGGAUGGUGUCGGAAGGUUUUUUUAACCUGUAAUAUGCUGAUUUUACAAGAUAAUUUGAAGAAUGAAUUGGUCUCUAUUUACAUAAUAGAUAGUAGAUACACUAGGUACUGUGGAUGUUAUUGUUGUUUAUCUCACCUCUCUCUCUCUCCAUCAGUUUGUGUCAUGUGCUGAGCUACAGGACCAGCCUUACAGUGCUGACCUGUCCUCCGUGGUGGAGAACCCCCAGGUCCACCCUGUCACCAAGUCCUCUUCCCGCUGGAUAGUGCACCCUGCUGGGCCUACAGAUGUCCAGGAGCCCCGCUGUCUGGACCACCACUCCAUGGGGCUCUGCAAGGAGCUGGAACCUUACUGCAGCCUGGUACAAGACCUGGAGAGAGACGACAAUGAAGAAGAGAAUGAAGGGAAGGUGGGGAGGAAGGAUGGGGUCAAGGUUGAAGCCGAGGUAACAGAAGGGUCAGAGGUUACUGAGGAGGAGUGUUCUGAGGGUUUGGUGACAUCAUUGCGGCGGCGGCCUUUGGCCUUUGACAACACAGCCUACUACUACCUGUACAAUCGUCUGCAUGACUUCCUGUCCAGCAGGGAGGUGGUGGACCAGCAGAUCAGCACGGUGCUGAAGGCCUGCCAGCCUGGGGAGGUGGUGAUCAGGGAUGCCCUCUAUAGGCUGGGGGUGGCACAGAUCAACACCCAGGAAGAGGAAGGGGAGGAGGGGGAAGGAGACGGG
Coregonus sp. 'balchen' is the source of this 13318-nucleotide messenger RNA. The record is from the annotation of a GenBank genome assembly. Lineage: Eukaryota; Metazoa; Chordata; Actinopteri; Salmoniformes; Salmonidae.